AUGGCACCUCCAAAGAAUAAGGUCAGAAAGCCAAGAGAAAACCAAGACAAAUAUGAAAGACCAAGUCAAAACAAUGCAAAGGACUACAAGAAGAGUAGGGACAAGAAAUUAAAGGCUAACUUAAAGAGAAUGGAUAAAGUAUACGCUCAAACUGUCUCUGAUGCUGCAGCCACCGAUUAUCUAUUACCAGAGUCAUCCGGGUAUAUGGAGACAGAAGAAGAAAUGGAAAAGACUUUCAAAGUGAAGCAACAUGAGAUCGUUAAGGAUGUUGAUGUAUCUACUGCAAACAAGGCCCUAGAUCUAAAAUUAAACGAAUUCGGACCGUAUUACGUUGAUUAUUCAAGAACAGGUACCCAUUUACUGAUGGCAGGUCGUAAAGGGCAUGUUGCCUCUAUGGAUUGGAGAAAGGGUGAGUUACGUGCAGAAUUAUUUUUGAAUGAGACUUGUCAUGCAGCUACAUAUUUACAAAAUGAACAAUUUUUUGCUGUUGCGCAAAAGAGAUACACAUUUAUAUAUGACCAUGAAGGUGUUGAAUUACAUCGUUUGAAACAACAUGUUGAUGUUAGACAUCUACAAUUUUUACCUUAUCAUUUUCUGCUGGCUACUGCUGGUGAAACUGGUUGGUUAAAAUAUCAAGAUGUCUCAACAGGUGCGUUAGUAACAGAGACAAGAACCAAAUUGGGACCAACUACGGCAAUGACUCAAAAUCCUUGGAAUGCAGUGAUGCAUCUUGGACAUAGUAAUGGUACUGUAACUCUAUGGUCUCCAUCUAUGCCUGAUCCUUUAGCCAGGAUAUUAUCUGCCAGAGGUCCAAUUAAUAGUAUAGCCAUCGAUAGAAGUGGCUACUACAUGGCAACUACUGGUAAAGACAAAUCAUUGAAAAUAUGGGACAUUAGAAAUUUCCAAGAAUUACAUAGUAUUGAAAACUUACCAACUCCAGGUACGAAUGUUUCUAUAUCAGAUACUGGUGUUCUUGCAGUAGCUAGAGGACCUCAUUUAACGUUAUGGAAGGAUGCAUUAAGAAGGGGUAAUGCUGCUAAACCAUGUUUCGGUUCUAUGGGUGGUAAUCCAAAUAGAAAUACACCAUAUAUGACACAUCUAUUUGCAAGUAAUAAGAUUAAUAAUAUGAAAUUUGUACCAUUUGAAGAUUUGUUAGGUGUUGGACAUGAGAGUGGUAUGACAAAUCUAAUUAUUCCAGGUGCUGGUGAAGCUAAUUAUGAUGCAUUAGAAGUUAAUCCAUAUGAGACCGCGAAACAAAGACAAGAACAAGAAGUCAGAAGUUUAUUGGACAAAUUACCUGCUGAUACAAUUACAUUAGAUCCAAAUACUCUAGGUGCUGUUGAUAAGACAGCAUCGAAUACCAGAUUAUCUGCAAAGGACUUGGCUAAUGUAACGAUUGGUGCAGAAAAACAAAGGAAAGAAAAUAUGGAUAUUCCAUCAGUGAAAGUCGAUGUUAAAGGGAAGAAUUCUGGUCUUCGUUCAUUCUUACGUAAGAAAACUCAAAAUAUUGUAGAUGAAAGAAAGGUAAGAGUACAAAAGCAAUUAGAGAAGGAAAAAGCACUUCGUUUGAGAAAGACAAAGAUACAUAACAACGAGCUUUCAGAAGAUCAUAAGGAUCUAGUAGAUGAAGCAUUAGGUAGAUUUUCAUAA
Messenger RNA from Maudiozyma saulgeensis, 1650 nucleotides. The record is from the annotation of a GenBank genome assembly. Lineage: Eukaryota; Fungi; Ascomycota; Saccharomycetes; Saccharomycetales; Saccharomycetaceae.